Pocillopora meandrina is the source of this 5165-nucleotide messenger RNA. NCBI's taxonomy places the organism in Eukaryota, Metazoa, Cnidaria, Anthozoa, Scleractinia, Pocilloporidae. The record is from the annotation of a GenBank genome assembly.
AUGGAGCGACUUGAAGAUUUACAAGACAAUGGACAGUUUGAGGAACACGAUCGUUUGGUUACUUCAUACAUGGAAUAUUUUAUGCGUAAAGGCAACACUGACAUGCAAAUGGCAAUGAUGAUAGAACGCGGAGCGGCUUUUUCUUACCAGAAAAAAUCCCUAAAGGAAAGCAAGCAGCUUUUCUCCUCGGCGAUAGAUUUUGGCUCUACAUAUGAGCUUCGCAAUCCAAAUAUUUUAUUAGCGAGAGCCUACUAUAGGUACGUACAGGUCUGUAGAUAUCAAAAUAGCAAAAAGCUUCCGCGUCUCCGCCAGUUCCUCGAAAGAGGCGAAUUCUUGCUGCAAAACCACGAGUCUCCGGAGGACUUGGCUGAGAUUUACUACAACUAUGGUUCAAUUUAUUUGAUGCAUAUGAGUACGAUUCCGGAUGACGAGAGAAAUGCAGAAGCACGAAACAAAUACCAGAGGAUGGUAAAAAAAUACUUCGAAAACACAAUUGAAGCGGGCAAGAAGGAUCCCAGAGAGAGAGUGCAAGUUAAGAAGCAAAUAUAUGGGCACCUUCGAGUGGCAGCUCUUUUACUCGAUUGUAUAUCAACUGUGGCACGAACUCGAAUAAAAGUCAUUCCCCCGCAAGAUAUUGCAGAUGCAGUAAAACAUCUCGAUAUUUUGGAGCACCAACUAGCUGAUGUUAUUCCUCGAGGAACGCGAGUGCAGGUUUUGAAAACCCGCUCUGAUCAGUAUUAUCGACAGGGAAGGGCAAUGUACCCACUAGCCAAGAAAACCGCCGAAGAGGCAUUGGAAAUUGCUCAGCAUCAUGAAUUCACCACUGAGCUGUCUUCGCUUCAAGAGCGCAUCGAUUUUCUUCAGCAGCUGUGCCACGAUAUUCCACACAGAGAAAAUAUAAAGUCUCCUUUUGGCAACGAGUCUGAAACCUCCAGCAAUGAUGGCAGCGGUGAAACAAGCGCCAGUGAAACGGAACAGAAAUGUUGAAAAGACUAACCUUAUGUGAAAGUGAAAAGGUGGUGUCUGGAUUUAUUAUUCUUUCAAAUUUAUCAGGAAAGCUCUAAUUCAGUCGUGGAAGAGUUAAAAGAAAUAUGCCUCUUAUCUCAUUUAACACAUUGCCAAACUCUUUCUUUAUCUCUCUGGACGGAUCCAUGAACUUCAAUUUCUGAGAAAUGACGCCAUAGCUUUUCUUUUAAGACACUCGAUGUUUAGAAAUAUGUGAUUUGCAAACGGGAAGAAGUAUGUCAUUGUUUAAUGAUUUAAGUUGUGACACAAUUGAUCUACUUAACUAAAAAAAAAGUGAAUAUCACGCGCUUUGCAUGUGAUUAACUUUCACAAUUUGAAAAGCGUAGGAUAGAAUGCUUGUAUAAAGUUAUUUAAAUAUCUUGCUGGCUGAAAGGUUUUCUCCACAGAAGAGAAUCUAACACUUAUGUAUGUAGAAGUUCUUUAAAUAAAUGUCUAGUACUCUGUCUCGAGAUUGAGUUUUCAAUGCGGCCUAGCGAACCAAAAAAGGUUGAAAAGAUACAAACAACGCCAUUGAUGAUUACUUCUCAAAUAAAUUGCCUUCAUCGGUAUAAAAUGCAAAUCAAUAUUCACCAAGCUCGUCUCGAUGAGAUAUGGAAGAACUCCACUGAGAAUUCUAAGAGGAACUGAGAUGUCGACAUAGAAAAAGGAUUUUUAUCCAUAUUUGAAAACCGCAGAUGAUAGAAACAAAGUGUGGUAGAUAACAACAUCACAUGAGAAUUUGCUUGAGUAAGCAAAUAAAUUACAUAAAAUAGACUCUUUGUUUUACAAGAAAGAGAGUGGAAGGUGAGUUAUAUAACACGAUCACAUGAAAAUUUGCUUCGGUAAGCAAAUACAUUACUUAAAAUAGACGCUUUCUUUUACAAGCAAGAGAGUGGAACGUUUGUUUAUUUUUAUUCCUUUGGUGUUUGUCUACCUUUACAAACGAUCAUUUCAAAGGUUAACUUAGUUUUUCUGUGGCGCUAAAAAUUACUUUAAAAUAUCAUUACGUAACUGCGUUGAUAAUUUUACCAGAAUUCAGACUUCGGGGACUUUCCCUUCAAAAUGCAAAUGACUCGUGUUGAUGCUGCAUAAAAAUGAAAUAUGACUCGCUGAGAAAGUUCAGAGUUUUCGAGAUUUCACCGAGUAUUACUUUACUUCAAGGCUUAACAAAACACCAGAAUCGCGUUUGAAGGUACGAUCACAGUUUUUCUUUUUUAAUUUGCUUUUUUACGUACGAUCAAUCUGUUGUCUUGUAUAUUUGUUGAGCAAACAUUUGUCUGCGCAGACGCAGAGUUUUCAUGAAAGUACGGUUCAAAAGAUGGCAUGUCGAUCGAGGUUCGCUUUGUCACAUGACUCUUUAAAAAGCAAUACUUUAAGAUGUGAGCUGUGAAAGAGUCGCAAGAGAAUGACCGUCCCUAUUGUGACAGAGGUAUUUAAACCUCUUUAUCGAGUAUUAAAAAAGAAGAAGAACUGGAUUUGAUGCCCCAUUCGAUUUGGUGCAUUUCCAUCUUUUAAAAGACCUACUUGUGCCUUUGAAGUUAGCUUUUUUCGUGACAAAAAUCGGCUUGAAAAUAUCGGGACGUGUUUCCUUUUAAAUCUGCAUCGAGAGCAUAGAGCGAGCUAUGCUCCGCAAAUAUUCAUGCGCCUCGCAUUUCUUUUGACACAUUUAGACUUCGAAAUAUUUCAGAGCUCGUUGGCCAAAAUGAUACGAUUUAUUAAACAUUUGCGGUUUCCCUUGCUCUAAAGACGAUUGUGAUCGGCUGAUUAGUAAUCAUGUGGCCAUGUGUACCGAGGAGGUAAAUUUAUUGAAUGGGAUCAAUGUCUACGUUUUGCAAGUGACCAGAACGUGGCUGAGGCUGGUGGUGUGUUUAUUAUCGUCUCCUACUUGGUGUUAGCGUUACUCUUGACUGAGAAUGAAAAUCGACAACUGGAAAAUUUGCCACCGGCUAAUUUUGGCCGUUUACCUGAAAGACUUCUUCUUUCGGUAAGGACAAAGUCAAUAAAUGAGAAUUUUGUAAAUUGAAAAUUACGACCAUUUUUUUUUGGUAAUCAUGAUUCAACGUAUUUUUCCAUCUUAAGAGUCAGCACCAACGCACUCUACGAUUGUUAUUCGAGGAUUGUCGAUUCGUUUAUUUUCAUUCAUUAAUGAAUUCGGCUUUUCUUCCCAGUAAAGGGCUAUUGUGUUUAUAUGAUAAACAAAAUAAUACAUGGUUGCUUGUAGAUAUGGAAUUUUUCUACUCAUGUUCAACUCGACAGCUCACGAGUGAGCUAUCGAGUUAAACAGUCUAAGAGAAAUUCCAUAUCUACGCGCGCCCAUGUGUUAUUCUCUAUUUCUAUCUGAAGGGAUUUCAAUUCAAGUUUGCAAAUUCGCUGUCAGUCCAUCAAUCAAGGAUAUGGCACAACGCCUAAAAGAUCUACCUAACAACGAAAUGGAAGAACUACCAAAUGAAACCGGAACUGCUGCAAAGACUCUAAUAUUUGAUCAAUGUGAACAUCUUUCAUAUACGCCAAGCUCGUAUCAGUUGCCGAGCAAACAUCCAAAUGCUUCAGCUGUAACACCACAGCAGUCUUCUUUGGAAGUGCAGCAAGGCAAAAUUCAUCAAAGUGUCCGUCAAGCGAGUUUUCAGUGUACCCAUCCAUCAUGGGUGAGUCAAGGACAGCACUCCCCAUAUGAGGGCGUUGCCGAAGCACAAGGGGACACGCUGGGAAACGUCUUACUGCUGGCCAUUACCGAUUGUGAGAUGGCGAUAGUAAGCCAGUCAACUGAAAAGCGAAAGCAGAGUUACUGCGAACAUUGUUCCAAAACAGGGAAAACCGAUGUCAACACUUGCGAAGACGAAGAAAAACAGAACGCAGUAUGUUCCAACCACGUGCCUAGUAGUAUAGUAGAGAUGGAAGACAUUAUGUCAGCAAAGCAAAAUGAAGAACACAGUAAAAUGCAGUUGAAUGAGGAGAAACGACUUGAUGACCCAAAAAACCAAUACCUGAGUAUAAAGCCUUCAAGUAUAGCGCCAUCUUUACCAAUGAUUAAAAAACGGGGAUAUCUUAACGGACCGCGAUGCGAGCGAAUCAUGGAACGACUGGAAAUUCUACAGGAUAAGGGACGAUUUCAAGAACACAAGUGUUUGGUCAAAUGUUUGCUCAAACACCGCAUGGAGCGUAAAAGCAGCAACGUUACACGCGAUACACCGUGUGAACAACUGUUGAAAAAACUUGAAUUUCAGCAGAAUGAUAGAAAACUUGAAGAUACAGAUGUUUUGUUUCAUUUGUACUCUCGACUUUGUGGGGGAGAAGAAUAUGCUGAUUUGGAAUUAUCUCUUGUGAUCGAACAAGGAGUUUCCUUUAUGUACCAGAAAAAAUUUAAGAAAAGCAAGCUCUUUCUAACCUCAGUUAGUGCAUUUGGUGAAUACUGUAAACUGAAAAAUUCGAACAUUUUAAUAGCAAGAACGUAUUUUCUUCUGAUAGAACUAAAUAUGCACAUGUACAAGAAAAUUAAGAAGAUUCAAACCCUGUUUGAAUAUUUGGAACGCAGCGAGGACUACUUGAAACAUCACGAUUCCCCAGAGGACAUGGCUGAGUUAUAUUACAACCGUGGAUUACUCUGGAUGAUUUUCACGUGCACGAUCCCGGUCGACGAAGGGCAUGCACAGGCACGGAAACAUGCCCGAGAAAAUGCGAUACGUGAUUUCGAGCUCGCAAUUGCUUAUUCUCAGGAGGAUACCCGUUUGAGAGUUAGAGAGAAGAAGCUGACAUUCUGCCAUCUAGGCAUCGCAGCUGUCCGCCUUGACUGCACAUCGACUAACGCCCGAAAUGAGAUAAACAACAUUCAUGUCACUACGGAAGAUAUUAAAGAUGCACAAAAUCACCUGGACUAUAUCUUGCACGAAGUGGGUGAUUCCCUCGCCAUAGGGCCACGCAUGCAUCUUUAUAAGAAUCGUUCAGAUCAGUAUUAUCGAGAAGGUUUCUAUCAAUUGGCCAAAGAAACAGCCGAAAAUGCCUUACAAAUUGCAUCCAACUAUGGAUUUAAAACUGAAGAGGACACGCUGAAAGAGCGAAUCUAUUUUCUGACGAACCUACUCGUCAACGAAAACAGUUCGUCCGGUACGGACGAGGCUCAAAUCUUCAGCUCGGACAACGACGCCAGUUCGGAAGCAUCUUGA